AUGAGUACCGUCACUCUAAGAUGGAUAGGCGAUUUAGAUCAAGACAAACGUGAACAAGCUGGGUGUGUCAGUUCUUCAAGCGACCAAUAUCGCCCCAAAAAAAUAGAACUAAAGCCUGGCCAAAAAGAAAUCCGCAUUGGACGUAUUAACACGAAAAUCCCCCCUGACUAUCCAAUCGAAAGCUGCAUUAACAGCCGAAUGAUAUCACGAAAUCAUGCAACUAUAGAACGCUCGGCCAAAGGAGGUUCAAUUCUCUAUGAUCAUAGUAUGAAUGGGACCUACGUCAACUACACAAGAGUUAUGGGUGGGGUAACGCUAAAACAUGGAGAUAUUGUGUGUUUUGGGCAUUUAAAUGGGGCAAACCUUAAGCCUGGGGAGCCAGUAGCUCUCUUUUAUUCCGACUUAAAGUAUCGAGUGGAGCUAAGUGAUUCACCAACUAAGGAAAAUGUUGUAACUGGAACAGCCAAAAAACGCAAGUCUUAUCCCGCUCAGCCAGGUUCAACAGUGUCCUCUACUCAACGUUCUGAUGGGGAAGAUGAUUCUAUUGGGUCUAGUGAUGAGUCCACGGAUGCCAAGCGACCUAGAAGUAAUACAGCUUCAAGUGCACAACGCACAGCUAACCGUCAAAAAUUCAAAAAGCCUGCUAGUUCAAAUCGUCAUAAGGUAGAUGAAGAAGAUGAUGGAGACAGCAAUGAUGAUGCUGAUGAUAGUUCAAGCAACAAACGAUUAAGUUCUGCAGGUUCCAAAACCAUCAAAAAACGUUCAAACGGUACGGAUAGAGUUAAAAAGUCUCAUUCUAAUUCUGUUUCACGCAAAUCUAGUGGAACAAAACCCGGUCAUAUACAUAAUAAAGAAAAACGCCGCUCUGGAAAAUCCAGCAAAUCUGGAGGUUUCGAUGCGGAAGAUGAUGCUGGUGGGGGUGAUAUGUUUCAUUAUGACAGUGAGGAGUGUUCAGCUAGACCAUGCAAACAGCCUCAAGAUAUAGCAAUAGAUUGGAUUCAAUGUGAUCGUUGUACUCUAUGGUAUCAUCAAGAUCUUAUAGAGUCCUAUUUAGAGUUGAAAUUACACUCACUUCGUUCAUCCGAUUCGAAGGCAAUAAAUCCCCAUACUGUAACAAAAGUGCAACCACUUCAUGAUCAUGUGAAUUUAUCCAAUAAUAUAUCUAAAUCAAAUGUUGUUUCCACACCUUUACCUUCUUCAAUUUUCUAUGAACCUUGGCAUUCUAUGUGGAAAUUUAUUAGAAUGAAUCCAAUCUAUGGAAUAGGCGGCAAAACUUUACCACUGGAAUCUAUAUUAUUUAUGGAUCCUAAGUAUAUUCCACCUAUUCAUUCAGUCUCAAAGAUUGAUAAUACAAAUCUGCUCUCUUCUACUGAUUUGGAUUUCUGCUACGAAGCUCUAUUGUUUAUGACACAGGCUUAUGAGACUGUUGUACGAGUAACUUUAUUUAAAGACUCAAAAACGGAAAAUGGCGAGUUUAUGUGUUGUUGUGAUCCGUACUUGAAUUUACCGUGUCGUUUUGGUAUCACUGAAUUGGCAUCAUUGGAGGACUUUGUAAAACAACAUAUUUGGUCAUCCAUAUACAAACAAUUUACAAUUGAUGAAUGA
This is a messenger RNA of Schistosoma bovis, 1605 nucleotides long. The record is from the annotation of a GenBank genome assembly. NCBI's taxonomy places the organism in Eukaryota, Metazoa, Platyhelminthes, Trematoda, Strigeidida, Schistosomatidae.